GACACCUAUGUUCUCUUCUCUCCACCAAAAAACAAAUAAAUAAAAAAUAUAAAAAAAUAUACAUUUUUCAGCUCUAUUUGCUUGCUCGCUCCAAUACCAACCCUCCCACUCCUCCCCAGAUCAGAUCUCACAUUCUCUCCACUCCACCACCACCCAUGAUUUCUAACCAUUGAAUCGCCACCCGCAAACUUCACACCGCCAACUCAUCGUUUACCAUGGUGACCCUGCAAAAAGUCAAGCUCUUAGCGACUCAAUGCGCCGUAGCCGGUAGCCCAACGCGGAGCCCAUCGGCCAGCCCAGUCAUUCACCUCCGCCGCCGCAAAACUCUAAGAAUGUUCCUCUCCUGCCAGGACCACCGCCGAUUGCCUCGCCGGACCAAUUCCUCAAAAUCUCCACCCAUCGACGGCGACAAUCGCGAUGGUGAUCCGCCGCAGAAGAGCAAGGAUGUCGCUCGGGUUCGGCGCAAGCUGAAGGACCUCUUCGUGUCGUCGCCGCCGUUCGAAGAUAGUGUUUCGGAUAGGAGAGGUCGAGGAAUUGUGGACGAAGAAGAAGAGCGAGGGUUGUUAUCGGAAACCGGAAGUGGUGGCGGUGCCGGUAGGUUUCCGACUCGGCGAGGCCGAGGGUUGUCGUUUCGAAAUAGGUUGCUGAAACGAUCUUGGCGGCCUGUUCUGGUUUCCAUCCCCGAGUAGCUAGGCGUUCUCAAUUUUCUGUGAAAGUACGGAUAAUUCCAUUUUUUUUUACUUGUUUUUGGAAAAUAUGAUUGGAGUGUAAUCUUAUUAGAUUUUUUUUUUCUUUUUAUAAAUAGUAAUUAGAUUCACAAUUUAA
Messenger RNA from Pyrus x bretschneideri (Chinese white pear), 825 nucleotides. RefSeq lists its product as uncharacterized. The transcript has a single exon. Bases 216 to 689 code for a protein of 157 amino acids. The record is from RefSeq and is a predicted model, not a curated record. NCBI's taxonomy places the organism in Eukaryota, Viridiplantae, Streptophyta, Magnoliopsida, Rosales, Rosaceae.